This is a messenger RNA of Prunus mume (Japanese apricot), 2454 nucleotides long. Lineage: Eukaryota; Viridiplantae; Streptophyta; Magnoliopsida; Rosales; Rosaceae. The record is from RefSeq and is a predicted model, not a curated record.
AUGAAAAAUCUUAAAAUUCUCAUGAACUACAACGUAUGCCUUUGUGGAGACCCUAGUUAUAUCCCAAACAAUUUGAGAGUGCUUGAUUGGAAAAGACGUGCAUCCCGAUCUUGGCCAGCCAACUUUAGUCCAAAGGCACUAGUUGUGUUCAGUCUGCCUUACAACUGCAUCAAACAAAUAGGGGAUAGAUUGCAGUUGGAGAGUUUCCCAGAAAUUGUGGACAAAAUAGACUCCUUAAUUGAAUUGGACCUUGGGAGAACUGUGAUAAAAGAGUUGCCUGCAUCAAUUGGACAUCUCAUUGGGCUGGAAAUAUUGCGCUUAUCUAAAAGUGCUAUAAAAGAGUUGCCUGCAUCAAUUGGAAAUCUCAUUGGGCUGAAAGCAUUGAGCUUAUCUGAAAGUGCAAUAAAAGAGUUGCCUGCACCAAUUGAACAUCUAACUGCGCUUGAAAAGUUAAAUUUUACAAGAACUACAAUACAAAAACUACCUUCAUCCUUUGGAAAUUUCAAUGCCCUGAAAGAGUUAUGGUUAGGUGGAAUUGCUAUAGAAGAGUUGUCUUCAUCAAUUGGAAAUCUCAAUGGGCUUAAAGGAUUAGAUUUACAAGGAUGUGAAAACCUUGCAAAUUUGCCACAAAGUAUUUAUCAGUUGCAAAAUCGGGGGUAUAUUAAUCUCAGUCGAUGCCCAAAACUUGUCACACUUCCAAAUAACUUGAUCUCUGAAGUUUUAUCGAGUGCAGAAUCACUUCCUUUGGAGGUUCAAACCAACGCAAACAGUCCACACGAUGGUGACUUCGUGAGGCCGGGGGUGAUGUAUUUUGAAGAGUGCAAUGCAUCGAACAUUGAUUCCUUGGAGAAUUUUUGUUGCUGGUCCAACUUAACAAUAAUUAAUCUAUCCAAAAGCGAUUUUGUCAGUCUUCUUGUGUGCUUUAGCAAAUGUGUCAACUUGUGGGAGCUUAAUUUGAGGGGUUGCAAGAGGCUUGAAGAAAUUCUAGGACAACUUCCGGCGUCUAUAGCAAGGAUCGAUGUGGCUGAUUGUGUGUCACUGGAAAGAUUUUCAACAUUGCCAAAGAUAUUGAUGGCAGGACAUUUGAAAAGGUUGAUAUCUCUAGAUUUAAGGCACUCUGAAAACCUAACUGAAAUCCCCGACUUAUCCUGCAACCCAAACUUAAAGUUCUUGCAUGCAAGAUACUGUACAAGAUUAGUUGAGGUUCCUCCAUCCGUUGGAUCUCUUGAGCUUGAAGUAUUGGAUUUUCGUCACUGCCCUGAACUGAGGAAGUUUCCAAAAGAAGUUAGGUGGAAAUCUCUCAAACGUUUUCUUCUUUCCAAGUGCAAUAAGUUUGAGAGUUUCCCAGAAAUUGUGGACAAAAUAGAAUCCAUGUGUGACUUGAAACUAGAUGGAACUGCUAUAGAAUCAUUGCCUUCAUCAAUUGGACAUCUGAUUGGGCUUGAAGAUUUAAAUUUAGAAGGAUGUGAAAACCUUACAAAUCUUCCACAAAGUAUUUAUGGGUUGCAACAUCUCAAAUCUAUUAAUCUGAAUCGGUGCCCAAAUCUUGUCACACUUCCUUUUUUGGAGGUUCUAACCAUGUCAGACAUCGUUGGCUCAUUAGCAUUUCCUGAGCUAUGGAUUAUUCGUUUUGCAGAAUGCAAUUUAUCAGACACUGAUUCCCUGGAGAAUUUUAGUUGCUCGUCCAAAUUAUGGCGAAUUGAUCUAUCCAAAAGCAAUUUUGUCAGACUUCCUGUGUGCAUUAGCAAAUCUGUCUACUUGUGGUGGCUUGAUUUGCGUGGUUGCAAGAGGCUUGGGGAAAUUGUAGAACUUCCACUCUGUAUGGAAAACAUUGACGUGGGUGAUUGCAUAGCACUAGAAAGAUUUUCAACAUUGGAAGACGGAGACUUGCAACUCAUUCAUGAAGAGUUUCAGAUUGAGGUUCUACUUCCAGGCAGUGCAGUUCCAGAGUGGUUCAGUUGUCGUAAGGGUGAUGAGAUUGCAACUGAUGAUGAUGUAUGUGAACUUGUCAUUGAAAUCCCUCGGACUUUCAAAUGGGAGAACACGAGAUUGGUUUUAUGUGCUGCUUUGGAAAUUACGGAAGCAGUUGUUGGCCCUUGUAGUGUUGAUGCCUCGGUUACAAUCGAUGGAGUACGCAUAAAUGGUUUAGGUGAAGGUUCAGAAGAUGUAUCACGUAACAGAGCACCUCGAAGUGGGAAGAACACUGUUAAACAUUCAGAUUCCGAAGAUGAAUAUCCCAUUACAGAGCACAGCGAAGUGAGAAGAAAUAUAUUAAACAUUCAGAUUCAGAAGAUGAAUCACGUAAAAGACCAGGUCGAAGUGAGAAAAACCUUAAGCAUUCAGAUUCGGAAGAUGAAUCACAAAACAGAGCACGCCCAGGUGAGAAGAAUCAGUCCACAAAAAUUGGAAGAGAUGAUGGUCAAGGUGAUGCCAAGGGAAAACAUGACAAUUUAG